AUGGAGAAACAGGAAAGCGAGACCAAUUUGCAACAACGGUCGACGGCAACUAUGCCGCCGCCACCCGCACCUGUAGGAGGUGGCCCAGGAAUGCCACCGCGCGCAGACUCCAUAUCGAUGUACACGAAUUUUAACGCGCCCCGGCCUUCGACGGAUGCUUCGCUGUCGUCGUUCCUGAACAUAACAGAGGGGCAGAACCAAAACGCGGGGCCGGGCCCUUCCCAGUCACUGCAGCAGUCGCAGCAGCGGCCGCUAAACCAUCUACAACAGUCACAACAGCAGCCACAAUCACAGCAGGCGCAGGCCCAGCAGGGAUCAAGCCAAGCUCCGCGCCCUGACUUUGGGCCGUAUAGCAGGGGGUAUUCCAUCAUCAGCAACUUCUGGCCUGGCAGCUCUUCUGCAGGCCCAAACCACGGCCCUCCUGCGCCUCACGAAGCAGGUGGUCAGUUUACCACUACGCGGCGCCAGAGCGAACAACUGGAACCAUUCAUGCCUCGCUUCAAAACACCAAGCUUUUCCUCGGGAAGAUCGGGAUCGAACCAAAUGCAACAGCCGCCGGUGCCUCCGCCUAGCGGCCGAGGCAGUGACUUGUUGAUACCGGGGUCCAAGCGGAACUCUAUUUUCUUCGGUGGUACUGACCCGUCAGAUAUAGACUUUUUUAACCCGGGCAAGCGAGAUUCUCAAGUAAUGAUGAGGCCACCACAUAUCCUGCCGCAACGGAAUAGUUCUUCGGGAAUUCUUGGAAUUCCCCGCACUGGAAACAGCUUGAACGGAACUGGUACAGGAGACGCCGGUGUCCCCCCUCCAGCAGGCGAUUCAGAUUUAGAUGCUAUAUUCAACCAGGGCUUGAAUUCUCGCAAAAACUCUAUGAAGUUUUCUGCAGAUGACUUCGACUUCGACUUCAAAAGACGCGAUUCUUCUUUAAGAGGUACUUUAGACAAUAACGCUUACGUGCCGUCGGCUCCGCUAAUACCUAACAGUGCCAAGCCAACCGGUAUGAACGAUCUUAAUGCUAAGAAAAAUAGUGGUAGGGACUCACCGACACAUAAGGCUGCCGAUGAAGAUGUCGAGGCUCGUAUUCAUAAGCACUUGACUCCAAUGCUCCAAGGAGAUAACAACGAAGCUACACUUAAACAUGAAGACGACGGGUCAAAAAAGAGGCGUAAAGUCGAUGAAAAGCCAUCAACAGAAAAAUCAGAUUCAAUGAAAAACCUGAUGAAUUACCUCGAGCCCAGGGACCCACUAUUGGUAUCAGAUGACGGCAGGCCGCUUCUCGGUGCAACAAAGGUGGACCAAUUAAUGCUCAUGAUUCAAGCCCGCAAAAAAGGUGUAACUGAUCGCAUCCCUCGUAGUGCUGACGGGUCGUUACUCUUGGAGGAUGCGCCUUCCAUUAUUCCACCUGCCAGUGAAUUAGUUGGUGGCGUUGAAAAACCCAAGGCCCGCGGAGCCAAGCAACACGAAUGCCCUUACUGCCAUAAGUGUUUCACCCAAUCAACGCACUUGGAAGUGCAUGUUAGGUCUCAUAUUGGAUAUAAACCGUUUCAAUGUGAGUAUUGUGGAAAACGCUUUACACAAGGUGGCAAUCUUCGGACUCAUGUCCGUUUACAUACAGGCGAGAAGCCUUAUGAGUGUGAAAAAUGCGGCCGAAGGUUUUCUAGGAAGGGAAACCUAGCCGCUCAUAGACUAACUCAUGAAAAUUUGAAACCUUUUCACUGUAAGCUCGAUGGCUGCAACAAGAGCUUUACGCAAUUAGGAAACAUGAAGGCGCACCAAAAUCGCUUCCAUUUACAAACCCUAAACGAACUCACGCAAAGAUUAGCCGAGAUGGACCCUAACGAGAACAUAGCGCCAGCAGAGAAAGAGCUUCUUGAUUAUUUUGCUGACCUCUAUAAGAACUCCAACAGGGGUAUCAAAGGUAGAGGUAAAGGGAACACGCGGGUAGCUCCUGCCGUAAUAGCGCCUACUAUGAAAACUCCUCAGGAUGCGCCCACAAACCAAAGUCUGACCAAGGUUCGAAACCAAGACGCCUCAUUAGUAGCUGCUAAGGCUUUAGACCCAACCAAACCUUUGCAUCCUGCAUCUCACUCUGAUCUAACCUAUAAUAUGUGCGCGCCUAGAAAUGAUGGGAACGCUCCCAUUCCUCAAGAGCCUAGAUCCGAUCCCGCUAGUACUGCAUCAGUCCCAGAAACUAACGAGUUCACGUUCGCUUUGGAUCAAGAUAUGAAAGUUGAGCCUAACGCUUCUUUCCACAACAACACCAACGGUAACUCAGAUGUGCAUUUCAAAAACGUGUCUUUUCAUAGUUGA
Lachancea thermotolerans CBS 6340 is the source of this 2307-nucleotide messenger RNA. It is a transcript of the gene AZF1, whose product is annotated as Azf1p. Bases 1 to 2307 code for a protein of 768 amino acids. The record is from RefSeq and is a predicted model, not a curated record. Gene Ontology annotation, molecular function: RNA polymerase II cis-regulatory region sequence-specific DNA binding; DNA-binding transcription factor activity, RNA polymerase II-specific. Gene Ontology annotation, biological process: regulation of transcription by RNA polymerase II. NCBI's taxonomy places the organism in Eukaryota, Fungi, Ascomycota, Saccharomycetes, Saccharomycetales, Saccharomycetaceae. Gene Ontology annotation, cellular component: PcG protein complex; transcription regulator complex. The transcript has a single exon.